CCCGCCCCUUCCACCAGGGGUUCCGCUUAAGGUCGCCCCUGGUGGGCGGCUCUUGAACCUUGAGAAAGAGCACAAGAACCCCGACCCCCGGAGCUGCGGUGGUCUGCUGGGCAGGCCGAAAGAUGGCGGCGGCGGCGGCGGUCCCUGCAACUAAUAGCUCUCAGUUGUCGAGCAGCUUACCCGAACCAUCAAGGACAGAUGGGAAUAUGGUUCAUCAUUCCUCAUAUGUAGUCUAUCCACCUGAUAAGCCUUUCCUUAAUAGUGAUAUGCGACGCUCCCCAAAUAAACCUACAUUUGCCUAUCCAGAAAGCAAUAGCAGAGCCAUAUUUUCUGCUUUGAAGAAUCUUCAAGAGAAGAUUCGACGUUUAGAACUUGAAAGGAUACAGGCAGAAGAAAGUGUGAAAACCUUGUCUAGAGAAACAAGUGAAUACAAGAAGGUGCUGGAUGAACAAAUACAGGAAAGGGAGAAUUCAAAGAAUGAGGAAUCAAAGCACAAUCAAGAGUUGACAUCUCAGUUGGUAGCUGCAGAAAAAAAAUGUAAUCUUUUAGAAAAGCAAUUGGAAUACAUGAGAAAUAUGAUAAAGCAUGCAGAAAUGGAGAGGACAUGUGUCUUAGAGAAACAGGUUUCUUUAGAAAGAGAACGGCAACAUGACCAAAAUCAUGUUCAGUCCAAACUUGAAAAAUUGGAUCUUCUUGAACAGGAGUAUAACAAACUUACUACGAUGCAAGCCCUUGCAGAAAAAAAAAUGCAAGAGUUAGAAGCCAAACUUCGUGAAGAAGAACAGGAAAGGAAACGUAUGCAACUUAAGGCAGCCCAGUUGCAAACUGGUCUAGAAACAAAUAGAAUUAUCUUUGAAGAAAAAGCCACUCCAUGUGUUGCCAGUGCAAGAAGAAUUAAAAAAAAGAAGUCAAAACCACCGGAAAAGAGAGGUCCUAGAAACGAUUUUGCUGCACAGCCACAUUAUAGAUUCUGCUUGGGUGAUAUGCCCUUUGUAGCUGGAAAGUCUACCAGUCCUAGCCAUGCGGUGGUAGCCAAUGUUCAGCAUGUCUUACAUCUCAUGAAACAACACAGUAAAGCCUUGUGCAAUGAUCGAGUAGUGAACAAUGUUCCCUUGGCAAAGCAAGUAUCUUCAAGAUGUUGUAAAAGUAAGAAGUUGCCUGUAACACCACCCUCCUCUAAUACCAUUAAUGAAGAGUUGACAGAAGUCUUACAGACGCUGCAGGAUGAGUUUGGGCAAAUGAGCUUUGAUCACCAGCAGCUAGCGAAACUUAUCCAGGAGUCACCGACUGUUGAAUUGAAAGAAGACUUAGAGUGUGAACUGGAGACAUUAGUUGGAAAGAUGGAAGCAAAAGCCAAUCAAAUAACUAAAGUUCGAAAAUAUCAAUCCCAGCUGGAGAAACAGAAGAUUGAGAAGCAGAGGAAGGAAUCAAGAGCCACCAGAAAGCCUCUUGAUGAAGAAGGCAACAGCAGCACUCGAUCUUCUGGACCUACGGGGACCACAACUAAGAAGGACUAUGCCAAACUGAGGCCUGGAGAAAAAAGCCGGAAAAAUCUUCAGUUAUUGAAGGACAUGCAGACCAUACAGAGUUCCUUACAAAGCAAUAGCUUGUCGUGGGAUUACUGACUGGUGCCAGGUCAUAAAUUUUAUUCAGGUAAUCUGUACUUCAUCAGUUUACCUUUCAGGUCUCACACUCUCUUCUGUUGGAAUGAAUAGCAGGUGUUUGGGACGCACGCUUCAGUACGCUGUCUUCCUGUGCUAGAAGGCACGGCUAGUGAGAAGCCAGGUGAAUGGAAAUGGGGUUUGUCAAGGCCGAGAAGCCACAGGCGCUCUGCUGCUCUGUUGGAGAUGGAUUUGCUGUACUGCUUCAUUGCACUUUGUAAACAGAUUACCAAUUUUUUACUUGUGGGUGUGAUUUUUUAAAAGUAAUUCUUUAUAUACCUAAAUAAAAUUAGGUUUAAAUUAU
Messenger RNA from Echinops telfairi (small Madagascar hedgehog), 1965 nucleotides. Its product is annotated as centrosomal protein of 57 kDa. Lineage: Eukaryota; Metazoa; Chordata; Mammalia; Afrosoricida; Tenrecidae. The transcript has 3 exons. Gene Ontology annotation, molecular function: identical protein binding; gamma-tubulin binding; microtubule binding. Gene Ontology annotation, cellular component: centrosome. The coding region runs from base 123 to 1625 and encodes 500 amino acids. The record is from RefSeq and is a predicted model, not a curated record.